Messenger RNA from Penicillium angulare, 615 nucleotides. RefSeq names its product ankyrin repeat domain-containing protein. Lineage: Eukaryota; Fungi; Ascomycota; Eurotiomycetes; Eurotiales; Aspergillaceae. The coding region runs from base 1 to 615 and encodes 204 amino acids. The record is from RefSeq and is a predicted model, not a curated record. The transcript has 2 exons. Gene Ontology annotation, molecular function: protein binding.
AUGGUGCGAUAUUUGCUCGGAGUGAAUGCUCAUGCUAGGCAUUCCAAUCGCCUUCGACAGGCACCUUUGCAUCUGGCUAUUUCAGAGGGAGCGAUGGAGAUGUGUGAGCUUCUUAUUGAGCAUGAAAGGCUUAAUAGUCCUAAUUUAUGGGCUCGGAUGUGUUAUGAUACGCCAGUAAUGGACAUUAAAGCCAGGGGAGAGGAUACGCCUGGUAAACCAUUGGAUAUUGCUGUUCAUCAAGAUGGUUCUCCGGCAGCUCUGGACCGUAACAAGAUUCCGAUGUUUCAUUGUGCUGUGAAUGAUCGGAAUCGAGAGCUUGUUCGCAUUUUUCUUGAAUGUGGUGUACCGAUUGAUAUGAAAGGCAGAUACAAGAAUCGCGCACUUCAUCUUGCUGCUGAGAAGGGUGAUGUCAAGAUGGUCGAACUCCUUUUGGAGCGUGGGGCUUCCCUCAAGACGAAAAAUGAUGUCGGCCGAACUCCAGAGGAUGUCUCUAUGAGCGCCGAAGUCACGAUGAUAAUUCGCAACCAUGCUGGUGGAUCAAAAGAGGGAAAAGAAAAAGCGAUGCCAGCAAAUUCGAAUAUCAUGCCACCUCCACCUGAGUAUUCCUUGAAAUAA